This is a messenger RNA of Aaosphaeria arxii CBS 175.79, 711 nucleotides long. RefSeq lists its product as uncharacterized. NCBI's taxonomy places the organism in Eukaryota, Fungi, Ascomycota, Dothideomycetes, Pleosporales. The record is from RefSeq and is a predicted model, not a curated record. The coding region runs from base 1 to 636 and encodes 211 amino acids. The transcript has 3 exons.
AUGCCACCACCAACCUCAAAGAAGCUCAAGUCUGGACUUCACCAAACCCAGCAACAUCAGCAGAAGAACCAGCAAAGUACUAUUCAGUCUCAUCACCGCAAACAUGUUGACCCACUUCGCUCUACCAAACCAAACACCAGAAUCUCUACUCAAGAGUCGGCCAUGCUCCCAUCUAACCCAUCAGCAUCCCACUCAUCUUACGAUGAUGACGAGGAAGUAGCAUCCAAGAACCCUGUAAAUCACGAUGCCGCAACUAAAGCAAGAGGUCAUUCUCGAAGCAAGGCGAAAGCUCGCACGUUCGGACGCGCAAAGCAGCCUCCACUCGCCAACAUUGUUGAGGAUAUGGUCGAUGCUCACCGCAAACGCCACAAAGUGUCCAAAUCUAAGGUGCGCAACUCCUACGCCGAGACCGCGUCCGCGGUCAGGGAAUCGAUCGUCUCCUUCUUCGCGGAGCAUCAGCGGCAAACUGAUGACCUCCACCGCACCCAGAUGUCCCGGCUGCAGAAGCUGAUGGACGAGAAAGCAAAGGUCGAGCGGGAGAUGCGCAGGCUCGUCGAGGAGCAGAGGGCGAGGUACGCGAACUAUGCCGACGACCUGGAGGCUGUGGUCAGUGAGCGGGCGAGGCAGCUGAGUUGAGAGAUGUGGUUUGCUCGAACAGUGAGACGAGUAUGUUCGACAAUCGAUGAUCUGACUGUUGUGAAUGGGGUGGAG